Molecule: messenger RNA, 1677 nt
Organism: Halichondria panicea
Lineage: Eukaryota; Metazoa; Porifera; Demospongiae; Suberitida; Halichondriidae
Product: zinc finger CCCH-type with G patch domain-containing protein-like
Exons: 13
Coding region: 84-1574 (496 amino acids)
Biological process (GO): negative regulation of transcription by RNA polymerase II
Cellular component (GO): nucleus
Molecular function (GO): DNA-binding transcription repressor activity, RNA polymerase II-specific; RNA polymerase II cis-regulatory region sequence-specific DNA binding; metal ion binding
Source: RefSeq, a predicted model, not a curated record
CAAUGACCGGAUAAGUUGUGAGAGAUGCAGUGGGGGUUCCCCUUGCUGUCAAUGCCAAUCCAGAUUCCGAGGGCUAGGGUACAAUGGAGCUACAGAGUCAAGAAGCGGAGUUGGAAUCACAGAUUGACACAUACAAAUCUCAGAUGUUGCUGGUGGAACAGCAAAUGACCCGAGAUGGAGUGGACACUGACAGUAUGUUAGAGCUCUGCAAGGAUCUCAAGCAGCUCAUCGAGCUAACCGAAGAGAGUUUAUUGGAAGUGAAGAAGCAGAAAUUACUGUUAAUGCUCCACAGUGACUCAGGUAACCCCUCCUCUCAACCAGCCCCUGCUCAGCAGGACGUACAGUCAGGGGAGGGGAGUGGUCAGAGGGACGUACAGUCAGGGGAGGGGAGUGGUCAGAGGGACGUACAGUCAGAGGACGUUAUUGCAGAGGAAGAGCUACAUGGGAUGAAGUGCAGAGCUCCUGUGAGGGAGUCAUGGGGUGCUGUGAGCUACCACAAUGCCAUGAUAAUGUGCAAGGAGUCCAGUGAUGGAGAAACUGGUGACUUUGAGGUUCGAGUUCUCUUCACACAGCCGCUGUAUGCAGCCAUGAAGCCCUGCCCAUUCUUCUUAGAGGGCAGCUGUAAGUUUACAGAGGAGACAUGCAAGUUCUCUCACGGUCAUACAGUGCUACUCUCUGAGCUACAACCCUACCAAGAGCCAGCAUUUGAACUGGCUCGAGUUGGAGGGAAUUGCCUUGGCAAGCACACUGAUGACCUCUGGUACCCUGCCAUAAUAAGCUCACUGGGAGAGACGGUGGAGGUACAUUUCAACACACUCAAUGUUACUGCUCAACUGGAGUUGGAUCAUGUGAUGCCACAAGAAGAUUCACCUGAUGAGAGUGAUGUGUCUGGUGCAUCCAGUGAUGAUGAGGAAGGAGUGAGGGUCUUGGAGGGGUGGCCCCUCUCGUUAGCUGCUAAUGGACCACUGGGAGACUGGGAGAAAUAUACCAAGGGAGUGGGCUCUAAGCUACUCAAGAAGAUGGGAUAUAUUCAUGGACAAGGACUUGGGAAGGGUGGCCAGGGACGAGUGGCUCCAGUAGAGAUCAUCAUCCUGCCGUCUGGCAAGUCAUUGGACGCCUGUGCAGAGAUACGUGAGAAGAAGCAGGCCGAGUCAGGGAAGAGAAGGAAGAGGACCAAAGGAGUUAAACACACAGCUAAAGAUGAGGGGCAGGUUGAAGAGUCUGCAGAUAUGUUUCAGUUUCUUAACACCAGGAUAUUCAAGAAAAAAAAGGCACCCAGUCAACUGCAGAUGGCUAAAGAGAAGUAUGGAGCAUCAAGCACAAAGAAGGACAAUGACAACGUUAAUGUCAAGCUGUUUAAAGUGCAAGAAGACAUCAAUUUGAUGAAGAAACGAAAGCACUCACUGAGGGAGUCACUGUCGAGACACAAAGGAAAAAAUAAGACGAUGGAAACACAAGUACUUGAGAAGCUCACACAAACAGACAGAGAGAUAGCUCAACUGAUCAGAGAGGAACAGACUUUACUCAAGAGAAUAUCCUCAAAGUCAGAACAUAAGAAACUGUCAGUGUUCUAGUUACUCUUCAUGUCUAACCAUCGUGUCUGUUUUUUCCGUUCUUGGGUGUUUAUGGCGAAUUAUAUCUGGGUUAUAUGUCAAAGUCAUAUUUUAAAUUGUCACA